CACUCUCAACUACGUAAUGUUAUAAAGACAAAUAUCUACAAAUGACCACGAUUGAUUUGAAGAUAUUUGAAAUAUAUCAAUGGAAUACUAUAUUUUGCUCUUCGUUAUCCUAGAGCACGUUAUAAUAGGAGCAACUUUUUCAAUUUCAUCUCGUUUUUGGAAUGGAGAUUUAAAGUUUACCUGGCCAAAAAUAUCAGAUUAUCAGGACGUCAGUCUUACACUUGAUGGACAGAAUCAGGGGUUUACCAGAGAAUAUGACGGACAGGUCACUGUUGUCGAUGUCCUGAGAUACAAUGUUGUCGCCAUCUUAGUGCGUGCAACUAUCAGUUAUCGGUACCAUGAAAGCAGAUCGGAAUACAGACCUAACGUUAUGAUGACAGUAGAAGGUGGGGCAGUGGAAAUAACACUACCUAUUCCCCACACACCAGAAAACGUUGUUUACAAGGUGUAUAGGUUACACUCAAAAGAAGAAGCCACAAUUAUUCCUGAUGUUCGGUAUCAAAGCGGUUCUCCAUACAAGCUUCGCUAUACUCAAAGUCAUAUCAUAUUUGAAAUAAAAAAUGUGUCAACAGAGGACGCAGGGUUUUAUAGCGUGGGGUACACUGUUGAAAAUGCAAGAACACAGAAUGGUGUGAUUCUUGUUGUCAAAGCCAAGCCAAAUAAACCAAUCAUAAGUGGAAAUAAUAGAGUUCCGAUUGGACAAAAGACAACAUUAUCAUGCUCAUCGUCUUCGCGAUCAAAGCCAAGUUACUACAAGAAAUUUCCUCCGCUUUCCUAUACCUGGUUUAUAAACAGGACUGAAGCAUUUACAGGUCAAAAGAUAGAAAUGAAUGUGCAUAAGAGGAUUGGGAUGGACAUCAUCACAUGUAAAGUUACAGAAACUCUGGAAUCUCUGAGCGACAUUUAUAAUGUUGAACCCUUAUAUGGCCCGGAAUCAGCUGAAAUAUCUCCGAAUUUUAACACAACUCUCAGUAUCCAUGACAACAGUAGUUUUGGCCCUGUCAAUUGUAUUGCCCGAUGUAACCCUCCAUGUCAUGUAUAUUGGGAGGGAAUCGAUCCAAUGGGGACCAAAUUAACAAGCUUUUCUGGAAUGACACUUCCAAUUCAACAUAUACACAGAGAUGAAGUUAUGGCGUACCGAUGCGUGGCUAAAGGACAAUAUAAUAACACUCAAGGCCAGACAACAGCUAUCCGGGACAUUGGUUUUAAUAUUCAAUAUCUUUCUUCACCAACAUUCUUAGUGUCAGUCAAUGGAACUGUCAAAAACGGACUUAAUAAUGUCCUGGAUGAAGGGGAUAUUGUAACGUUGAACUGUACAGCUAAUGGGAAUCCCGAGCCCGAAGUUAUUAUCGAAACAAGACACGGGAACAAAGUCGGAAUGUUUGGGCUCAGAUCAAAGAAAUCGUUUACUUAUACUUUUUUGGGUGGAAUGCAAUGCACUGAUACAACUACAUAUAGAUGCACUGCUAGAAACAAAGAAUUUAUCGAUAGGUUUUCUGCAACGAAAAUAUAUGUAAAAUGUUCUCCUCGAUUGGAAAGUAAAAUGCAUUUUAAGUAUCUCUAUAACGCAGUGGCGGGAGAGGUUGUUUCUCUUAGUGUUCCUGUUAUAAGUUAUCCUGAACCCAAACAUGCCUAUUGGAUGGGACCUGUUGAGCACGAUAGAAUAAAAACAAUUAUUGCUCAGAGAAAUAGGCCUUAUCAGUUAUGGAUUAGUAGCGAUAUUCCUAUAUUCAAUCCUAAGUGUUAUGGGAACUACUCACUCUUUCUCGAUGGAAAGAUAAUCGUAACUAUUCAAAUCCAGAACAAAGAUAUGGUGCCUGUAAAAUCAGGGAAAUUGAUCCGGGUACUCGAGAAAAGCGAUAUUAUUAUUACUGUCCUAGGAGGUCUGGUUCUUGUCCUAAGCUUUUUAUUGAUAAUAUCUCUCAAAAAUGGGAGAAUUGCAAAUGCCAAAGGCAAAAGACUGAGUACAAGAACCAAAGAAGGUGAAACCUACAGUCUUAGAGAACAAGUUUACAACUCAUUAUCACGGAGACAAAGUACUGAUGAACAAAACUUGGAAUACGAAAAGAUAAACACGUAUGCUGAUGUUGCAUGUGCUUCGGCAAAUUCAGGAUAAAAUAUCCCACCCAUCUUUUGAAGAUAUUACUGUAAAUGCAUUUAUAUUUGAUAUUUAUAUUUUGUUCUGCACGAUAUUUUGAGAAUUUUUUUGCAACAAGUAAUUGUAGAAUUUGUUUAGCGUAAUGUGCUAGAUAUAAAUCAUAAUUUACAAGGCAUUUAGUGAUGUUCUUAAUUAAGUAGACUUUGCUUACUGCCAAAAUCGCUAAUUAAAAUACACCGCUAACUGUAAUACGAUUACAGUAUUACAAAAUCAUGAAAGUAUGAAGGGCCUUGAAACAUCAGUUUAGUUAUAUGUUUGGCUUAUAUUCUACCUACUCAUGAAAGAAGUUAACGACAAUUGUUAUGAAAGUUUAUUUGAGAUUAAAAAAUAUAAAUGUUGCAGGAGGUUAUAAAUUGAUUGCAAGUUAUAAAAUCAUUUGUAUCAUUUUUUGGUUUAAAUGAGGCAUCACAUGACAUUGAACAAAUGAUCAAAUUCAAUAUCAUUUAAAUGUUCUCUUACGUAUCAAUUUAAAGUCAUAUUUCAAUUAAACUCUUGGGUGUCUUUUUAUAUUUAUACCUGUAUUCGUGUAAAAAAGGACGAAAAUGCACUGAUUUGAUUUUGAAAUAGAAAUACUAAAUAACAUAAUUGCACGACAUCAUGUAACUUCAAAUUCUAGACAUUUCAAAUGUAUUUCGCACUUUGCAUUUUACCAGCAGUUUAUUUUGAUUACGUGACCAAAUUCCUUUCAUCGCAAACUGAAUGUCAUUUGGAUUGUGAUGUGAAGAAAGAUAUUGGCAAAUGUAUAUUUUUUUUGUAUUCACUGAAGAAAAAUUUGAUUUGUAGGGGUUAAGAUAUAAAAGAUACAGAAUCGAUGGUAGGAGUGUACAUGUAUUCGUAUGUAAAAAAAAAUUACUGUUUUUAUCAUAAUGUUUUAUGGUUUUAAAGCAUCAACCAUUUUUAAUUAUUUUUUUUUUCAUAUAUGU
Molecule: messenger RNA, 3081 nt
Organism: Saccostrea cuccullata (small rock oyster)
Lineage: Eukaryota; Metazoa; Mollusca; Bivalvia; Ostreida; Ostreidae
Exons: 9
Coding region: 80-2116 (678 amino acids)
Source: RefSeq, a predicted model, not a curated record